Messenger RNA from Electrophorus electricus (electric eel), 5714 nucleotides. The record is from RefSeq and is a predicted model, not a curated record. NCBI's taxonomy places the organism in Eukaryota, Metazoa, Chordata, Actinopteri, Gymnotiformes, Gymnotidae.
AGCUGUUGAUCGCUGUUUAUCACUGCUGAGUUUAAUCCCAUAACUAGUUACUGCCGUACGCGCGAGAGGAUAAUAUAAGACCAUUACAUCACUAAACUAACUGCGCAUUCUCGUGAAGCCGCUCUGUUUGUCCAAAGACGCUGUAAUAACAUAGUUAAUACGGGUUUUAAGGCUUUUGCUCAAAAGGUGAAAAUGCAUGGUCUCGGGUGCGCCAUGAUGCCUUUGUUUCAUCUCGCGACCUCCAAUUUCAUCGCCGCGUCGCCUGUGCACGGGCUGCUGUCACUUCGCGCGCUACCGCGGGCGUUUAGAGGCGCCUGGUCCAGGAUCCACGCUGCGUGGAUCGUGUUCUGUUUAGUAAAGGCGAUCGCGAAGCCGCCGGUGCAGGGUACCGAGCAUGUGAGUGUGUUUCGGCUCCGGAAGGCUAGAAGCAACAGUCCAGUAUCGGUUGGUUACCAGCAAACACAUUUAUGUUUGGCCUAAUAUCGAGGCAAUACACUGAGUAGAAGAACCAUGUAAAUAGAGGAGUGGGUUAAAACUCUAAUUUACAAUAACUACAGGCGUAAUUGAAAUGAUAAACGAGUCUUCCUGCUCCCUGCUGUAGGCAGGAUGUGUGAAAUGGAAACUUGAAACUGUUGAAACAGCCCAUCACAGGGUCCGAUACGCGCGGGCCUUUCCAGGUGACACCGGACACCGCGGUGUCGCUAAGCGACAGACAUAAUGCGCAAGGUUCAUGUAAUACUUAGUGAUGUCUGGACUGGUUUUUAGGCAAACCGUGCAGUAAAACUGGGAUGUUGUUAGCAGUAUCUUCCCCUUCUGCUGCCUGUAGUUUUAUCUUCCUUCAACAGGCCUGUAUGCCCUGAGCAACACAGGAGGUGCGUGCAAGUGUGCUGGUUUUGUUUUGACACGGUAUCGCUGGUGACAGGUGGAAGCCAGCCGUGAGCGGAGUGGACCGUCUGUGUGGGGUAGGACUCUGUGUUUCCCCUCUCUAAGCCUGCACGGCCAGCACCCACCAGACUGGCUGUCCCCGAUAAAGAUACGGGCCAAAUAUAGAGUUCCCUACAGCGAUUGACUAGAAGUCACCCUGUACGCUUCAUUUUCUAUUUGCUGAAAGAUCGAGGGCUGGAAGAUGAAACUGACCCCACACGCGCAAGUGUCCUCAUUCUCUGUUUGUUUUGCAAAAAGGCAAACCAAACAUGUUGUCUACUUCGGCGGUGUAGCCUGCGGCUGUAGGGUGUUUAUCGCCAGGACUUGUGCAUGGGGGCUGUCUGUACCUUUUGUACUUCCGCGCUGAGGCAUGUGACGACGCGUCUGCGACACAGGCAAGCUUCGCUUUUGUCUGUUCGAAUGAAACGCGCACAAGACAAAAAAAAAUAUUACCGUAAUCCAGCGAUCACCAAGACUACCACAAUCUGAAUGAUCUACUAAUACUGUUGCUGUCACGGUUACCUUUAAUGCCCUGUGUUGUACUGGAGGAUGUGACUGGAUGGAUGAAUGUGAUGGGUGUGUGGUAGAGUGUAAGGUCAGCGCACCAGAGGCCCUGUGGUGGGAGACACUGGCAACUCUCUCAUUUCCUGUUAUUGUGUUUCAACUGACAAUGCAAGAAAAGUACGAGGACAUGAGAGGGUUGAAAGAAAAGGGGGUUGCGGUUUUCCUGAUGCUCUUUACAGCUGUGUGAUCGCAAGAUGUGACGGUAGGACCCAGCAGUGGUUGGGUUUUAUUGGAGAGCGAGAGACAGAGAGCAAGUUGAAGGCAAGCGGGACAUCUGUUCAUCACUCUCUCCUCCCCUUCUUGCUCCGCCUCCAUCUCUCCUUUUUUUAAACGGUCCUUUCGCUUGCUUUCCUUUUGCUAUCUGUUCUUCCUCGCCCUCCUUGUCCAAUCAAAACCAAAUGAAAUCAGAUCCGUCUGUGUGCCUGAGCUGUGUCACUGUAGUGAUGCUGGAACAAGACAUGUCUGAGGGGCUAAAUGUCCUCGUCCUUCCUGAAACGUGUCGUAGACGUAAGCUGGGACCUUCACGCCUCUCUUUCCUUAUGCAAAUUUUGCAGCUGCAUUUUUUGCAUGUGCUACACGCCUGGGACAGAAGAGCGUGGGCGCGCUGGCGAGUGAAGGCUUCUGGAUCCAGAAAAUGGAGACAUCCCACCUUCAGAUCUGACAGGUAAUGAACUGGAGAAUGACGUCAGCAGUCCAGACAGUACAGAAUCAUCAUCGGAUGAGACCUCAGACGAGGGAGAGCGGACAGAUCCAGGUAAUGUUCUGGAUGCUGUGAGUGUUUCCUCUACCUUGUUUACAUAUUCGACUUGUUACUGGUACGCGUGGUUCUCUUAUCUGUCUUAUCGGGAUGGUUUUGUAUGGUUAGAGGGGAGUGUAAUAUCCACUGUGCUCUGCUCUCAUUGGUCUACACGGUUUGAGAUUUAGAGUGUUUUAGUGACAAGCAGGUGGAAGGAUUUGUAAUGGAUCAGUUUUGAGUUGAUUUCAUAGUGCAACUUGUACUGUGAUGGAAAACCACAAGCUGGUUUUGAUAUAACAAGUGAGGCACCACUGGGAUUCGAACCCAGGAUCUCCUGUUUACUAGACAGGCGCUUUAACCAUCUAAGCCACAGUGCCACACAUGUAGUGAUAGCUACAUCCUUACAUGUGAUAGCAGGUAAUAAUGAUGUUCCUCUUCACAAAUUUGCCUCUGUUUUCCUUUACACAGGGGACAAGCGUCUCCAGUUUGGCCUCGAUGUAGAGCAAAGAGACAGAGUUCUUGUCCUGGACUACAGUUAAAGCAGGUUCUUGUCCUAGACUACAGUUAAAGCAGGUUCUUGUCCUGGACUACAGAUAAAGCAGGUUCUUGUCCUGGACUACAGUUAAAGCAGGUUCUUGUCCUGGACUACAGUUAAAGCUGGUUCGUGUCCUGGACUACAGUUAAAGCAGGUUAUUGUCCUGGAAUACAGUUAAAGCAGGUUCUUGUCCUGGACUAGGGUUCAGGCCGGUUUGAUUUAGCAUCUAAACGUUUUGCACUGGGUGCCAUUUACAGUGUUUAUCACAGAUAUAUCAAAGAAAUUGGAAAUCUAAGUGAAGUCCAGUGGAAAAUCUGAGUGGAAAAGUGGCUUCCAGUGGAAAUAUUUUUUUGAAGUGAACUGUGGAAGACCCUGGAGUCUUCAGUGCAGCGUGGAGACACUUGAGAGAAUGUCUGGACUCUGUCAUAUUUCUGUGUUUUUUUUCUCUCUUACAGAAAAUGGGAAGUCAUGUUCUGAAAGACUUAGUCUGGAUACAGAGGCAAGCACUGGAGACCACAUGAAGCAACACUGUGAGAAGUGUGAAGUCCUUCAGAGACCCAGCUAUGAAGUGGUUACACCUAGAAAGAUCUCCAGGGACCGAAUGCUGUUGUUCCUGGAGGACGAGGGUGUGUACGAGUGUGCCCAGACCGGGCUGGUCUUCGAGGUCACUCGCAAAGCGCAGAUCCGCUACCGUGUUCUGUCCUGGUGCAGGUUUGGCGGGUACCUGAGCGAGUCGUGGACGUUCGCAGGGCCCAUCUUCGACGUGGACUGUGACCCAUCCAUCCUCAAGUCCAUACAGUUCCCCCACUCACUCUGCCUGGCAGAUCAGGACAGUGAGAUGAAGUUCAGCGUGCUUCACGUGAAGGACCAGCGGGGCCUGAUCGAGCCUUCGGUGGACCAUUCCCGCAGUCACAUCAAGUGGAGUGUGUCCUCGCUGUCCCCUGUGGGGCCCAUCGUCCAGGCAACCAAGCCAGCAGAGCACCACGGCGUUGUGCUCGUCUACAAGGAGGUCGGGCAGCAGGACUCAUACUCGUUCCGGGUCUACUUCGCCACCAACAACCAUUCGGACAUCAAGGACAUACAGAAGGAGUUGAGGAACUCCAAGAAGCGUUACAUGAAAAUGGAGAAGCCACCCACAUGCCAGAGGCUCUUGGGAGAGAACAGGAAGUACCGCCUGCUCAGUGAACCUCAGGGUGACAUCACCCCGGAGGACAUCCAGUUCACUCUGGCGGUGGUAAAGAUGAAGGGUUAUUUCGAGGUGUUCUUCGAGCAGUGCCCCCCGUUUAAACUCUCCCUGAUUGAGGCCGACUCUGAGCAGACCGUGUGGGCCGCAACCAUCCGAGCAGGAGACUGUACUGUCCAUGCUGUUGAUAAAACCCAGAAGAGAUCAGAGAGUCGGAAGCGGAGCAACAGCACAUCAGAGGAGGAACUAACCAAUAAGAGAGCUCGUUGCAAUGAUGAGUCAGAUGGCGCACGCGCGCCCAGAUCGGCCGACCUCAGCGACAAACAGCUCAUGCAGGUGGCCAAGGUCCUGGGCAAAGAGUGGAAGUCCAUGGCCAUCUGCUAUCUAGACCUGACCAACCAGGACCUGGAGGAGAUCGAGGCCAGUGAGGAAGACCUUCACAUGCGCAAGUUCCGCACGCUGGACCGCUGGAGGCGGCGCCAGGCCAAAGGCGAUGCCGGAGUCGAGCAACUCCACAACAAGCUGGACCACGAAGACGUGCCCAACGAGGUCGUGGAUGUACUCAAAGGUAUGCGCGAAUUAUCGUAAAUGAGCACGCUGCUGCACUCUUGAGUGGAUGUGAAACUGCAUGGUGGGGAGUGGAGCAUCCUAGAGGCACAAGCCUGAGGUGCUCACUGAGAGCCCACAAAAACACCAGGGGCCCCCCCUGGUUCAGACGGGUCCCUCUGUCAAUCUGAGUUCUGUCCAGCAAGCACAGGGGCCCUCCCUAGUUCAGAUGGCUCGCUCCAUUAGUCUGACUGCGAGUCCAGACUAACAACCACAAAAAAACCAAACAUUUUUUUAUUCAAUUCAGCCUGUGCACAGGGUCUGUCGAAUUGUUUUUUUGGAUAACAGAACCAACAUCCUGCCAGUUGCUUUCACCUUCGGGUGAACCGUACUGUGAAGAAGAACAGCUCUCCAUGGUGCUAAGGACGUUCUGGAGAUCUUUGCUCUGUAGUUACUUGGGUGGAUCACUUCUCUGGAUUUGAAUCUUCCUUCGAAGCAGGCUGUUUCCUAAGUGCGCUUAUGUGAAUACUGCCAGCACCGGGAAACCUGCCAUGUUCACCAGUUUGACUUGAGUUUUCAUUCCAUCCAACAGGAAGACUGAACAUGAGGGAGACCUGAUCUCAAGGUGGCAUGUGAUCCUUUUUUUCAGUUGUUUCGAUACCUGUGGGGAAAAUGCCACCUUUUAGAAAAGCUACUGUGUGUUUGUAUGUUUUUUAAAGGUGUAAAGGGAGUCUUCUGAUAGGCUGAGAGUACGUACUGCAGUGCAGUCUGAAGACCGAUGGCCUAAGCUGUAUUCAUCUGGGUGGAAAUAGCAGGCCUAUAUAUUUAUUUACCUGUUGACAUUCCAAGCAAACAAAAGCUAAUUAAAAAUGCCUUUAUUGGGGUAUUUAAGAAAUCAGGAAAGCAGACGGUAAAAUGGGAGAUGUCCACCUUCUUAUGCGUUAUCUUUGUUUUUUCAGGUGAAAGUUUCAGAUAAUAUUUUUAGUGCUAAAUUACACACUAGUUAUAGAGGAACAUUUCACUGAGUUGAUUUGUAGCAAAUAAACUGACAUUCUGUGAAAACUAGAAUUCUGGUCCCAACUGAGAGAUGAAAUCAUGGAAUUAUUUUUAAAAAAUACUCUAAUAAGCAUGUCAGUCACAGUUGGAUCCCUCAGGUAUCGCUUUGUAUUUGAAGCCUUUUUCUACGAUGUUGUAAAUGUGGCUGAAUAAACGCAUGACUGAAAACA